Pecten maximus is the source of this 927-nucleotide messenger RNA. RefSeq lists its product as uncharacterized. NCBI's taxonomy places the organism in Eukaryota, Metazoa, Mollusca, Bivalvia, Pectinida, Pectinidae. The transcript has a single exon. Bases 1 to 927 code for a protein of 308 amino acids. The record is from RefSeq and is a predicted model, not a curated record.
AUGUCAGGCCGAGGACCCGAUGUCAGACCGAGGACUAAAUAUCAGCCCGAGGGUCCAAUAUCAGACCGAGGACCCAAUAUCAGACCGAGGACCCAAUAUCAGAACGAGGACCAAAUAUCAGCCCGAGGGUCCAAUAUCAGACCGAGGACCCAAUAUCAGACCGAGGACCCGAUGUCAGACCGAGGACCCGAUGUCAGACCGAGGACCCAAUAUCAGACCGAGGACCCAAUAUCAGACCGAGGACCCAAUAUCAGACCGAGGACCCAAUAUCAGACCAAGUACCCAAUAUCAGACCGAGGACCCGAUGUCAGACCGAGGACCCAAUAUCAGAACGAGGACCCAAUAUCAGACCGAGGACCCAAUAUCAGACCGAGGGUCCAAUAUCAGACCGAGGGUCCAAUAUCAGACCGAGGACCCAAUAUCAAGCCGAGGACCCGAUGUCAGACCGAGGACCCAAUAUCAGAACGAGGACCCAAUAUCAGACCGAGGACCCAAUAUCAGACCGAGGGUCCAAUAUCAGACCGAGUACCCAAUAUCAGACCGAGGACCCGAUGUCAGACCGAGGACCCAAUAUCAGAACGAGGACCCAAUAUCAGACCGAGGACCCAAUAUCAGACCGAGGACCCAAUAUCAGACCGAGGGUCCAAUAUCAGACCGAGGACCCAAUAUCAGGCCGAGGACCCAAUAUCAGACCGAGGACCCAAUAUCAGACCGAGGACCCAAUAUCAGACCGAGGACCCAAUAUCAGACCGAGUACCCAAUAUCAGACCGAGGACCCAAUAUCAGACCGAGGACCCAAUAUCAGGCCGAGGACCAAUAUCAGGCCGAGGACCCAAUAUCAGACCGAGGACCCAAUAUCAGACCGAGGACCCAAUAUCAGACCGAGGACCCAAUAUCAGACGAAGUAUCAAAUUGGUCGAGGGCUGA